This is a messenger RNA of Triticum dicoccoides, 1069 nucleotides long. RefSeq lists its product as uncharacterized. The record is from RefSeq and is a predicted model, not a curated record. Bases 218 to 880 code for a protein of 220 amino acids. NCBI's taxonomy places the organism in Eukaryota, Viridiplantae, Streptophyta, Magnoliopsida, Poales, Poaceae. The transcript has 2 exons.
CAAAGGGGGAGAAAGCAGAUCGGCGCCGGCGGCGACUGCGCUGAUCUACCUACCUACCGAUUUGAGUCUCUGGCCGAUUCCUGCGCAGAUAGAUCCACAGGCCGACUCGGAGCGUGGGUGCUGUCUUCCGCCGGAGCAUACACACACAUAAAUAUGGGCCUGGAGAUCGCCUGAGCUUCUACCGAACCACGUCGAUUCCGCCGGACGCCAUUUGCCAAUGCACAGCCUGAUGAACAGCUCGACGAAGGUCACCGGUGCCAACAUGGAAACAGAGGCGCUAGCAAAUCACAUCAAUCCCUUGCCAGUGCAGAGCUCGAUGGAGGCCACCGAUGUCGAUAUGGAAAUAGAGGCGCUAGCAAAUCACAUCCGUCUCACACGAAGAGGAGAGGGGGGGAGUGCGAAUGUGGGGAACAAGAAGACCAAGAAGAAGAUUUUCCGCGUGCCGCGGGAGGAGCUGGAUGACAUACUUUCGUUCCAGCUGCCGCCCGCUUGGCCGUCUCUGGCUAAACGCCGUCCUUCUCUCGUCGGCGAGUUGGAGAAGAUGAAGGACAGCUUUUUGGCCGAGCGGGAGAAGAUGAGAUUACAGUACCGGAUCAUGGGCUACGCCACGUAUGAAGCAGAGGUCAUCGAUGAUGAUGAGGAGGAGGAAGACACAUUGGUGGCGAUUCCAGCGGUGGCUUCUUUUCACGGGGAGAAGGAUGAUGCGGCGGCGACAUCUUUUCAGGUGGAGAAGGAUGAUGCAACUGCGACAUCUUUUCAUGGGGAGAAGGAUGACGUAGCAGCUACAUCUUCUCCUUGGAUUAUUCCACGGGGAAGAGGCCGAAGAAGAUUUCGCCCGGGAGUCGUCAAGCAACCAAGCGGCGUUAAGAAAAUAACUUAGGCCUAGUAGUUAUCAUUUUCUUUUGGUGUGUUUUAGUUUUAGUUGUUGGAUUAGUUGGACGCAGUUUAUGGUACUGUAUUUUGUCAUGUAGUAUAACUUAGGCCUAGACUGUGCAGUGAUGUGUACACUGAUCUUAACUAAUGUGCAAUCCAUGUAUUAGGGUGAUUGUUGCUGUGAGAGUUGGUUCUA